This is a messenger RNA of Marmota flaviventris (yellow-bellied marmot), 3525 nucleotides long. The record is from RefSeq and is a predicted model, not a curated record. NCBI's taxonomy places the organism in Eukaryota, Metazoa, Chordata, Mammalia, Rodentia, Sciuridae.
AUGUCCUCCGCGCCGCCGCGCCCGCCCGCCCCGCGCGCCCCCAGGAUGAAGAAGGACGAGUCGUUCCUGGGCAAGCUGGGCGGCACGCUGGCGAGGAAGAAGAAGGCCAAGGAGGUGAGUGACCUGCAGGAAGAAGGCAAAAGUGCCAUCAACUCUCCGAUGCACCCAGCCUCGGUGGAUAUUCACCCUGAAGACACGCAGCUAGAGGAGAAUGAGGAGCGCACGAUGAUCGACCCCACCUCCAGGGAGGACCCCAAGUUCAAGGAGCUGGUCAAGGUCCUCCUGGACUGGGUCAAUGACGUGCUGGUGGAGGACAGGAUCAUCGUGAAGCAGCUGGAGGAGGACCUCUACGACGGCCAGGUGCUGCAGAAGCUGCUAGAGAAGCUGGCGGACCGCAAGCUGAACGUGGCUGAGGUGACCCAGUCUGAGAUCGGGCAGAAGCAGAAGCUGCAGACAGUUCUGGACGCCGUGUUGGACCUGCUGCGGCCGCACGGCUGGGCGCUGCGGUGGAGUGUGGACUCGAUCCACGGGAAGAACCUGGUGGCCAUCCUGCACCUCCUCAUCGCCCUGGCCACCCACUUCCGGGCCCCCAUCCGCCUCCCCGAGCACGUGUCCGUGCAGGUGGUGGUCGUCCGGAAGUGGGAAGGCCUGCUACACUCCAGCCACGUGUCGGAGGAGCUGACCUCGACCACAGAGUGGCUGGAUGAUUUGGAUCAUUUCACUGUAAACGUUUCUCCUCCCUUGAGUUUGUUAAAGUGUUUGCUGGGAAUGUCACCAAGGCGUCCCCUGCAGUUUGCAGAUGGCGUUUACCUGGUCCUGCUCAUGGGUCUUCUCGAGGACUACUUUGUCCCCCUCCACAACUUCUACCUGACCCCGGAGAGCUUCGACCAGAAGGUCCACAACGUGUCAUUCGCCUUUGAGCUGAUGCUGGACGGCGGACUGAGGAGGCCCAAGGCUCGCCCUGAAGAUGUGGUGAACCUUGACCUCAAGUCCACCCUGCGGGUGCUGUACAACUUGUUCACCAAGUACAAGAACGUGGAGUGACGGGGACCCCAGACGGCGCGGGACGGUCGGGGCAAGAGAAGCGGGGACCGUGCCCCAGGCCCAGGCCCUUCUCAGGGAGACGCCCUGCUCCGCCCCGGCUGUGUGGCCCCUCCCAUCCCUGCCUGCUUUGGUGGCCAUUCACCUGCUUUCCUUGCAACCCUGCAGUGGCCAAGACCUCGGAAAAUGCAGCCUCUAGACACGGCUGGGCUCCGGGUCUCCCUCCCUCCCUCCGGGCAGGCCGAGGGGUUGACUGUGUUGUCAAAAGAUGACACGGAGAAGCUCGGGCCCAACCUCCGCUGGCCGCGCUGCCGCUCCCACUGGUGGCCUGGUCUCUCCGUCCACCCUGGCUGUGCGGGGCUCGGGCAUUUCCCCGGCGGGGCUGCCCUUGGACGAGGGGCCUUUUUGACAAAAGGGUUUUGCAAUUAAAAAACUCAACUCUCACGUCCCCGGAACCCUGGGUGUGACACAGUGUCCUCCCUCCCUCUGGUUCCCGUGACUUCUUGGCCACUCUGUGUUCUUACUGACCUUUAGCGUGAGCUCCCAGGACCCGUGCCCUGCCACAGGCAGAGGGAGGAUUGGCUGGGGGCAUUCCUUGGCUUCCUGCAGCGGCCCAGGGCUGGUCAGGAGUUGGCUGGAGGCGGCUUGAUCCCGAGGCCGGUCUGGGAUGGCCCUUCGGGGAUGGCCCGUCGGGGAUGGCGGCCUGUUCCUUUGCUAGGCCCGCAGGGCGGAAGGCUCAGAGUACAGAGGAUCCACGUCCCGUAGCUUGGAAGCCAAGGUCGAGGGGCCAGGUGGCCUCGUCCUUGGCCGCGUCUCCCUGGUCUUCACAGGUCCCCCUCUUUCAGCGUCUCUGUUAAGGACACAAGUCACACGAGGCAGGGCCUGCCCACAUGACCUCAUUUCCUUGUUACCUCUUAAGGCCCAUGUCCAGAUGUGGUCACACUGCAGCCCUGGGCUUUGGGGCUGAAUUUAGGGGACACGAUACAGCCCAUGAGGGGGGCAUGCAGUGUCCAUCUCUGUCCUCACGGUGCUCCCAUGGCAUCUCCCUCUCUGUGUCACCUAGUUAAGCUCUUCACCCUGGUCACCUUGGCUUGCAAGGAGAGGAAUGGCGUCCCCUCAGCUGUGUUCUCUGGCCGGGCCCUGGCCGCAGGGCGUCCUGCUCUGUGGCAUGCCCUGGCCCUUCCCCUGCUGUCUCCUCCUGGCCCCUGCCCGGCCAGCCCCCUCUCCAAGCUCUGUGUGCUCAUUAGCGACAGGAGGACAGGCCUCUCCGCCUCUUAGACCCCCGCCCCCUGCAGACCGGGGCUGGGGGUCAGGGUUAAUGUUGAUUGAAGGUCGGGCUGAAGGCUGAGAGUGCUCUGAAUGUCCUCCCUGGCUCAGUUGCUAGGCUGGGAUGGGUUGAGAAGAGCAUUUUGAUGGAGGUGGUUUCCCAGCAGGAGAAAGAAAUAAUUAAAACGGCAUUACGGCAUCUCCUGCGGGAUGCAGUGACAUUAAAGACCUCCUUGACAAAAUAUCCGGGGCCGGAACGUUCCGCGCUGCCUUCAUGACUCGCACAGAGUCCUAGCCACCAGGGCCGGUGGCCUGGACCCGCCCGGCCUUGCUCUCAGGCGGGCCUGGGGGGACGUUGCUCAUCCCCAGGGGUUUCGGGGGCGAGGGGGACGGAGAUGAGGAUCUGGAGAGCGCACCUGUGGCCUCUUAGCCAACUCGGGCAGCUUCAGCCUGAUCCACGUCAUCCAGGGGGAUGACAUGGUCAGCGGGAGGGGCUUCAGCUUCUGAGGCAGCCCCUAAAGCCCUGCUGGACACUCGCCUAGCCUCAGGCCAGGCCACUCCCCGCUCUUCCCUUUCAAGAAGGACACUUUGAGGGGCCGCGGAUGUGCGGGAGCCGGGCAGGCGGCUGGCUCACAGCAGGACCGGUAAAGGCUGAGGUUUAGGAGGCAGGGUCUCUCCUGGGGCUGUGGGUGCAGACGACCUGCAGGGUCCCUUCAGGUCUCCUUGUUCUUGAUCCCUGCCCGGCCUGGGUGGGAGAGGGAGGGCCGGCUCUGAGGGCCCCUGUGCCGGGAAGUUCUGGAAGUUCUGGAAGGUUCUUCCUCCUUCCAGGCCACAUCCUCAUGAUGAUUUUUCUCUGAAGCGGGGCCUGGCCCAUGGCAGCGAGGUGAAGGCAAGGCCAUUUGUGUCCACCCGUGGGGGCAAAGGCGUGGACAGCCCCUGCACAAGGAGUCCCGGGUUCCCAGGCUCCUGGGCGGGGGCUGGUCCGGCCCCUGGCCUGGCCACCUGCAGCUGUGGCCCCUUCCCACGUGGCCUUGUGCAAGCCUGACACCCCCCCCCCCCCCCCCCCCCGUGUCCUGCGGCUGUGGUGGAGGGCGGUUUUAUUUUGGAAUAGCUGAAUCCUCUGUUCCUUUGUGUGCCGCUAUGUUAUUGUCUUUUUAAUUGUUCAAAGGACGUUUCCUUUGGAUUUCUGGAUAUUAAAUAAAAGCCACUAAAGCCCUG